UCCAAGCAGUCAAGUUCCAUUACGUCAUGGUCCCCCCCUGCCAAAUCCAUGUGGGUCCAGUUACAGUGCUCAUCUCAACUGCAAUAACAACAAUGGCAUGGUAGUACCCAAAGGGUACCUCAGUGGCCACUGUCUAUCCAACAUUGCCCCUCCAAUCAAAUCAGAAGCCUCCUACACAUCUGGCACUUUACCCGACUCUCCCCCAGACUCCGGAUCAGAAGCAUACUCCCCCCAGCAGGUGAAUGAUCCUCACCUUCUUCGAACUAUGACUCCUGAGAAUAUGUGUCAAGUUACUCCCCCCUCACGCCUUCCAGUGCACCCUGCCAAGAAGAGGAAACACUCAGAGUCACCAUCAAACACUCUCAAUGCCCAGAUGUUCAAUGGAAUGAUAAAACAGGAGCCAGGUACAGGAUCUGUGCCACUCAACUCUGACAGAGUCCCAACACCUCCCUGGCAUCAGCAGGGGGCUCUCUCCCCAGGACUGAUUCAGGAUAAUGACAGUUUGAAUAGCUCAUCCUACUUGGAUCCGAACUACCAGUCUAUAAAAUGGCAGCCACAUCAGCAGAACAAGUGGUCGACUCUGUAUGAUGCUAACUACAAAGAGCUACCUAUGCCCACAUACCGAGUGGAUGCAGAUAAAGGCUUCAAUUUCUCUGUGGGGGAUGAUGCUUUCGUGUGCCAGAAAAAGAACCACUUCCAAGUCACUGUGUACAUUGGUAUGAUUGGAGAUCCCAAAUAUGUCAAGACUCCUGAGGGUUUGAAGCCACUUGAAUGCUUCUAUCUGAAACUGCAUGGGGUGAAGCUGGAAGCACUAAACCAGUCAAUCAACAUAGAACAGUCCCAGUCGGACCGCAGCAAAAGGCCCUUUAAUCCUGUCAUGGUCAAUUUGCCUCCAGAGCAAGUCACAAAGGUCACAGUGGGGCGAUUGCACUUCAGCGAGACCACAGCCAAUAACAUGAGGAAGAAGGGGAAACCUAAUCCUGAUCAAAGAUACUUCAUGUUGGUUGUGGCUUUGCAAGCUCACUCUCAAAAUCAGAACUACACUCUGGCUGCUCAUAUCUCAGAGCGCAUCAUUGUUAGACAAAGGGCCGGUUCGGGGGUAAAACACAAACAGAGGGCAGACGGGGACCCCGGAGUCUGCAGACAAGCUUCUAACCCAGGUCAAUUUGAGAGUGACAGUGAUGUCCUUUGGCAGCGCUCUCAGCUCCCUGACACUGUCUUUCACCAUGGCCGAGUUGGCAUCAACACGGACAGACCUGAUGAAGCCUUGGUUGUCCAUGGCAAUGUAAAAGUUAUGGGAUCCCUUAUGCAUCCAUCAGACAUCCGAGUAAAAGAUGAUAUCCAAGAGGUAGACACCACAGAACAACUGAAGAGGAUCUCCCGUAUGCGGCUGGUGCACUAUCAGUACAAGCCAGAAUUUGCUGCCACUGUUGGCUUGGAGAAUACAUCUGAGACAGGCGUUAUUGCUCAAGAAGUGAAGGAAAUUCUUCCAGAAGCAGUGAAAGAUUCCGGGGAAAUGGUCUUUACCAGUGGGAAAACUAUUGAGAACUUCCUUGUGGUAAAUAAGGAGCGUAUUUUUAUGGAAAAUGUUGGGGCUGUGAAGGAGCUCUGCAAACUGACUGACAACCUGGAGAACCGGAUUGAUGAACUAGAGAGGUGGAGUCAUAAACUGGCCAAGCUCAAAAGGCUGGACAGUAUGAAGUCAACUGUAAGCUCUGGAGCAUUCAGCCAAGCUGGGAGUCAGUUCAGCCGUGCGGAGAGCAUGCCACAUAAAAAGAGGUCCCCCAAGGUGGCAGGCAAGACUCCUACACAGGGAAUCACAGACCAAGCUUGCAUCAGCCAACGUUUUCUGCAAGGUACCAUUAUUGCUUUGGUGGUCAUCAUGGCAUUCAGUGUGGUGUCCAUGUCUACACUCUAUGUGCUAAGCUACCGCAAUGAGGAAGACCUUGUGGAUAUUGAAGGCUCUUUUGCUGUGCCUACUACUUGCCUUCUGGCUCUUUUUCAGCACAGAGGUCCUGGCGUCCCAGUUGCUCUCUGUCCAUGGUCCAAUCAGAACAUAGAUAAAAAUCAGAUGACAUUUUCCACUGCUGCAUCAUUAAGUACCCCUGAUGAUGCUUCCCUUUCAGAGCAUGCUACAACCCAUGUACCUGACUUUUCCCCUGCCUUGCCUGCCUAUAACAUCGUAGUCUGUUUCAACCCACCUUGUUUUUCUACCUGCUGCUCUUCUGUUCCCAACAAUGUAUCUUCUCCUGGAACUUCUGGGACCACUACAGUUGCCACCAACCGGAUAGACCAAAGCUUCAUGUCACUCCUACCAGUGACAAACAUCAAAGCCAAAUCGAGGGGGAUCACCAGCAAGACAACUUCCCACACAAAGUGGCCAAAGACUGCUGACCGAUCACGGGGCUUUGGCAAUCCCAAUGCCAGCCCCUCCUCCCUCUUCACCAACAUCCAGGGCAAGUCCAAAUAUAUUGCCAAUCUUCCCCUCACACACAACAACUUCCCACCUGAUCGGACGGCACGGCAGCGACGAAGCAUUGGCCAACCAGAUGCUAAGGAGCCUGGCAUCGCAAGCACCAAGCAUGAGGGAACAGCUCCUGUACUCCAGUCUGUGUCACUUUUGGAGACGAACGUGAUCAUCUUACCGCAGGUCUGUGCUACAGGGGAUGAUUGCAGGACAGGGAAUAUCACUUACCGCAUUCCCAUCAGCAAGUUUACAUCAGUGAAUACAAAUCUUACUCUGGAAAUGAAUGCUUCUUCAGCUGUAUCUGGCUAUCUUUGUAAUCUCACAUCCAACAACCCAUGUCUGCGUACUGAUGAUGACCUCGACAGCUUGUCUAAUGGAACAGAUAUUCAGGGAGCAACAUACCGUUGGUCUGUGGUUAUGAUGCCGUUCCAGGAAUUUACCUACCACUUCCGAUUAGCUAGGCCUGGCCAAGCUAACUGCAGUACCCCUGCGGAGCAGAUGGGCUCUCUCUUUAAUGACUACUAUUUUCAGUUCUACUGGCUCUGUGAGUGAGUCUCAGGAGCACCUUUGAUAGAAGCAGAAAUGGGCCCCAAAGACUCAUUCAACUGAAUGUUCUCUUCAGAGAACACCAUGCCCUGACUAGUUGCUUCUAAUCUACAAGUCCUUGGUUUCCUUCCUAACAGAGGGAUAUUAACCUUAGAAUGCCAUACUUUGGGGAGGAAUGCUGCCACAAGCAAACAUGGAAAUAGGGAGGCAUUUGUUUUCUUGAUUUCCUCUAGGAUACUAGAAUUCCUCUCUCUUGUGACUACACUGGAUUUUAAAAUUUUAGACUUGACCAUGCUUGUGUUCAAUCUUUUUGGACACCUCGGAACUGAAAGAUAUGGCUUGGCUGGAAACAAAUCUUGGUGCCCAGAGAGUCAGUGAAGCAGCUUUCUAAGGCACAUUUCUUACCAAUGAUGUUAGAAGUCCUAUUCUAAAAUGGAAACACUGGAUCUGUCUGAAAAGGAAUUCUGUCUGGAUGCAUUGCAAGUCAUACACUGGAAUUUUCAACUUUCUAGCUGGCAGCCAGAUGCUUCUCUUUAAAGCUAUGCUUGGCAGAAAUCCUGGUGACACUGGAAUUCAGGGCUGAUAGGUUGUUUUCAGUAGCAAUAACCAAUGGAAAAGCUAUGGGGUUUACCUCACACUUCUUCCUGUGUCUAGUUUACUAUAGAUUUGUAUUCUGUAGUCAACAAACCUCAUGGACCCGGCAAAAGCCACUCUGCAAGUCUCACACGGGCCAUGUUUGCACCCAAAGUGCCUUCUUUUCAGGACUGGAUGAAGAUGCUUCUCAAGAAGUUAGGUCUCUUCUAUCAGAUGUACUUGAGAAAUUAGCCUCUGGGCUCUGCAACUGGACUCCACAAUGCUGGUAUCAUAAUAGCAUUGAUGAAACCUUUUAAAUCCCAUUAUCUGCAGCUGCCAAAAAUACAUUUGUCCCAAAGAGAAUAUGGAAGAACUCAUAGUAUUAACCCUUGUGCCAGAAGCCGAAGAAAGGAGGCCACCAGAAGGAAUGUACCCAGUGCUAAAAAUAUCCACACUGAUUUUUUUUUUUUAAAUCCCUAAAGGGUCUCUGCAAGGCAACAAACUAAACACUUUCCUUCACUCCAGGCUUUGAGUUUCCUUCAUAUUUCGGGUAAUUUACUGUUACAAGGUUUUACUUGCUAAACCGCUUAUCUUUUCUUUCACCAAAAAGAAGAAGAAGAAGAAGAAGAAGAAGAAGAAGAAGAAGAAGAAGAAGAAGAAGAAGAAGAAGAAGAAGAAG
Python bivittatus (Burmese python) is the source of this 4265-nucleotide messenger RNA. The record is from RefSeq and is a predicted model, not a curated record. Lineage: Eukaryota; Metazoa; Chordata; Lepidosauria; Squamata; Pythonidae.